Daldinia loculata is the source of this 1422-nucleotide messenger RNA. RefSeq names its product GroES-like protein. The record is from RefSeq and is a predicted model, not a curated record. The transcript is spliced from 2 exons. Gene Ontology annotation, molecular function: oxidoreductase activity. Bases 266 to 1267 code for a protein of 333 amino acids. Lineage: Eukaryota; Fungi; Ascomycota; Sordariomycetes; Xylariales; Hypoxylaceae. Gene Ontology annotation, cellular component: mitochondrion.
GAUGGUCUAUGCCGAACCGGCUGGAUUGAUGCUUACUCGCGCCGCUGUUCAGCCGUGGCGCAGUUACGCAGGAUGAAACUAGCUGAAUAUUCAUCCCUGAGCAAUAUUUACCAUUAUAGAUUGUCAGUCGAGCUACUAUUUACCAACAAUCAUAAGUCAAUCCUCCGUUUAUAAGUCUUUGAUAUAAAGAUUCAACUUGAGUGUAUACAUUUUUAUUCCCCGCCUCACAUCAACUUACUAUCUCCCGUCAACCUCCUUAGCGAUAAUGACAGCCAUUCGUAAAGUUGUUAUUGCCGAGUUCGGUGAUGUCGACGUUGUCAAAGUAGUUGACGAUGUUUGCCUACCCCCACCCCCAGGCCAUGUCCAAAUAGCGGUUGAAUACGCAGCCUUUACUGGCGGCGAUGUCAACAUGCGAAAGGGUAUUUACCCUUUUCAAAAGAGCCCACCUUUCACUCCUGGGUAUAGUUUGGUCGGGACGGUCCGCGCCAAUGGUGAAGGUUGCAAAGCAUUUCAGCCCGGCGAUGUCGUAACGGUUCUGUCCAAGUACGACGCCGAAGCAGAACUUGUCAACCAACCCGAAAAAUACUGCAUUAAAGUACCCGAUGGCGUGGACCACCAGCAAGCAACGGUGCUGCCGUGCGACUGGAAUACGGCAUAUGCGAUGGUUAUGGAUUCGGCAAAGGUUUCGGAGGGUCAAAGAGUGUUCAUCCACGGUAUCAGCGGGUCCGUUGGUACGGCUCUCAUGACUCUUUGCAAGUUAAAGGGAGCCGAAGUAUACGGCACGGCUAGUCAGCGCAACCACGAUGACAUCCGCGCGUACGGCGCCACGCCGUUCGUAUACACGGAUAAGAAGUGGAUGGACAAGAUGAAAGAAAUGGGGGGUGCGCACGCCGUCUUCGACCCGCUCGGCUUCGACAGCUUCGACGAGAGCUUCUCCAUUCUAACACCGGACGGCAUACUCGUAGCCUACGGGAACAACGGGAAAACGCUUGACGGACAUAAUAAGAGCCCAACGUGCCACAUCAUAAAAAUGUUCGCGCGCGGCCUUAACCCGCUGAACAGUAAACGCACCACCUUCUACGGAGUCUCCCGUCAAUCGUCUACGUAUAAACCCCAUGUCACGACCUUGUUGAACAUGGUGAGGGACGGGACCAUCAAGGUCCCGAUCAAGAAAAUCUGGGACUUGGAGGAUAUUCAGAGUGCGCAUCGGGAAUGGGGUACCGGGAGCGGGAUCGGGUCUCUGCUGAUUAGGAUUCCUCAGAAGUAAAGCUCAUUGGCGAACUACUUUACUCACUAGGUAUUCUUUUUUGUUUGGAGGUUCAUUUGAACACUAUAGCGCAUGGGGUGUUUGAUGGUAGCGAGUUGAGUACGUGGUUAGAUUGGACUUUUAAUGUAACUGUAUGCAUUAUGAUAUAUAGAAGA